Telopea speciosissima is the source of this 1239-nucleotide messenger RNA. RefSeq names its product dof zinc finger protein DOF1.4-like. The transcript is spliced from 2 exons. The record is from RefSeq and is a predicted model, not a curated record. Gene Ontology annotation, molecular function: DNA-binding transcription factor activity; DNA binding. The coding region runs from base 151 to 1116 and encodes 321 amino acids. NCBI's taxonomy places the organism in Eukaryota, Viridiplantae, Streptophyta, Magnoliopsida, Proteales, Proteaceae. Gene Ontology annotation, biological process: regulation of DNA-templated transcription.
UCUCUCUCUCAUAUCCUCAUCAUUCCCUCCUUCCCAUUUCAACCCAACCUGUCCAGAAGGACUCACGUCGCCACCUGCCCUUUGUCCGUUUAUUCUCCGUUUCAACGAUCCCUUUGAAAGGGGGAAGAAACGUUGAGUCAUUGUGAGAAGAUGAUCAUCUCUCCUCCCCCUAACGAGUGGCCACAGCAUCAAAUAGAUGAGACAGGGUUGAUUGCUUCAAGUGGCAGGGUAAUGGAGAAACCAGGGCAAGAACAAGCACUUAAAUGCCCUCGUUGUGACUCUUCAAACACCAAAUUCUGUUACUACAACAACUACAGCUUAUCCCAGCCCAGACACUUCUGUAAGGCCUGCAAGCGUUAUUGGACUAGAGGGGGAACUCUGCGUAAUGUCCCAGUCGGUGGAGGCUACCGCAAGAACAAGAGGGUUAAGAGGUCUUCAUCCAACGAUGUUUCUUCUCCUUCUUCUUGUUCUUCAGCUCUUGGUACUCCAACUACUCCUCCUGUUUCCACAGCUUCCAUCCACAUUAAUCCUUUGUUAUAUGGUCUAUCCGGUAUGGGUUCUCCCUCAGACAUCAAUAACUUCCCCUUCCCAAGCUUUCAUUCCAGAGUCUCUAACAUGGAGACUUUGCCCACAUCAUGCAACACCGACUAUAAUCUUCAGCCACGAUUGAAUGUUCUUGGGUUGGGUUUCUCUUCUGCAGCUAUGAGUACUACUGAUGCACAUGAAGAUGAUUACCGAACUGGGUUUAAUCCUUCUUCCCAGAUCCAAGAUAUGGUUUCAAGCUAUUCCCUUCUUGGAUCUUCUUCUGCUCCUUCAACAGCUUCUUUAUUUGCUUCUAGCCUUCAUCAGCAGCUAGGUGGGCUUAAAGGUAGGAAACCUGGUAAUAAUCAUUUUCAGGCUUUGUUACCCUUUGAAGACCUCCAAAUGGGUUUGAGCAGCGAAAUGGGGACGGUGAAGGAAGUGAAGUUAGAGACAGGGGACAAACGAAUCCCAUUCCAGAAUCAAAUCGAACCAAUUGGACAGGCGGCCGACUCAUCUCUCUACUGGAAUACCACGAGUGUCAGUGCUUGGGCUGAUCUCAACAACUUUGGAUCUUCGGUCACCCCUUUAAUUUGAUCUAGCAAAACCAAGAUCAAAUCUUUAGCUUCUUCUUUCUUUUUCAACAUCUGGGUAUUUGUUUUUAGUUAGAUUUUGUUGGUUAUUUGCUUCUUUUAGUGAAGAACUUGGUGGCCAGAAUUG